CUGGCUCGUGGCAUGGUUGACCCUCGUGUUCAAGCAAAUCGAUCCAUUCCCUCCUCGUUGCACCCAUGGCCCACUCCGUUAUCAUACCGCGCAGGACCUUCUUCUACGCGAUUGGCAAUACCUGUGCAGACCUCCUCACCGAGACCCUACCUCCUGAGGAAAGCUUGGACCUACUUCUCUUGGGCUGCGGCGACCCGAGGAGCAUCCUCUAUACGACAUACGCGGAUGGUGUGGCUGACAGGCGCGAGUUCGAUAUAACGUUUUGCGACAUCGAGCCCGCAAUCAUCGCGCGGAAUGUCCUACUCUUCACUCUCCUCGCCGACACGGGUAAGGCGAGCGACGGCGACAUAUGGAACAUAUUCUAUCACUUCCAGAUUCCCGAGGCGUCGCUUGUUCGUCUCCAGAACCAGUCUUCCAAGCUUGUCGACCUUUCCGGAUCGCUAGAGCAAUGGCUGGAAGGGCCUUACGGAAAAUUCAUCCGACCUCGCACGCAGCAGACUCUAUCCGACCUCCGGCGCUUCUGGAACAAAUACGCCGCUACUGCGUCCUUCACGAAGGCGCAGCACCAGGACAUGCGCAACCGCCUCAACCAGGGAAGAUCGUCCUUAAUGACCUGGCAGAGGGGCGACGUGAAGGAUAUGGCCGGUCGCUCCGCUGGCCCGUUCUACUCAAGGAUAAUCCACUUCGACACCGCCGAUGUGCACUUCAAGCACUAUUGGAAGCAUGGGGUUGUCGGAGGGUGCCCUACAGAUGCGGCAGCCCUUGCGUACGCCAACCCAACCUUCAUGUAUACGCAGCUGGGUCAGGGUUUCUGCCUCCACUAUGGCACGGAUCCCAUCUUCGGGUUCCACUUGGCGGGUAUACUAGGCCCGUUUGGAGGGAAUCCGCCGAAGGCCACCACGCGAGAUCUCGGUGGGUACGCUAUCCGGGAGUUCUCGCGGUGGUGUGCUGCCUUCAGAGAACGCAUCACCGCCGACGUCAGGUUCGUUCUACGGCCACACGUGGGGGACGCCCUCUCUCUGUGUCGCGCGCUGGGAGGAGAACAGGACGUGUGUGUCUCCGCGUACGAUUCACGGCCCAUUGUGCUCGAGGAUGGGCCCGGGUGGCCGGCCCCGGUCUCGUUCAGUGUCAUCGAAACGUCCAAUCUCGCUGAUCAUAUCGGCCUUCUGAACGUCUUGACGAGCGCUGCCCCUCUGCUGCGCAAAUCACCUACCUCGACGCUUCACACGAACUCCCUCCACCCUUCCGCGUCGACGAAGUCCGGCUAUGCCCUGCUGGAGCGGUUGGGAGCCGACCUCACGACAUUCUCCUUGCUCAGUGGUCUCGCACCGCUGCCCCUUCUUACAAAAUUCACCAUCAAGACAUCCCCGUACGACUACUACGCCAAUAUUCGCGACUCGACGGAUAUGAGGCAGCAGCACCAGCCUAUCGCGUGGAAGUACCCCGCAUCUGGGGACCAGGCUGCUCUCGUAGAUGGCGCCCUACGCUGGACGCCCGUCUCAGUCGAUGCGGAGGAGCUGCGCGACGUCCUUCACAAACUCUACCUCCACAUGUUCGCGGUAGAGAAUAUUGCCCAGCAACUCAGCAAGGGGAAGGCGCCCCAUAUCGAGGGCAUCUCUAAUCCGUCGGUCAUCAUCUACGUGCGCGCUAGCUACGCGUUCCUCUUGCGGUUCAUCAAAGACAGGGUGCGCACGGAGUGGCAGACAGUCAUGGACGGCCUCUUCGCUGCCAUCCAGGUCGACCGCACAUUGAUCUUCGGUAACAACAACUAUCAGGACCUCAGCACGCACGCGCACUUGCUCGGACUAGAUAGCCAUGGGUUCUUCGCCGAGCCAUUCGAGUACGACGCGGCGUUCCAGGCCAAACCCGAGUUGUUCACCGGCUGGAAAAGCACGCCGCGGACGGUGCACGUCGUCCUGCGCACCCCGCGCUCGGCAUUCCGCCGGCUUUGGGACAUGGACGUCGACAUGCUCGGCACGCCGAUGCUCCAGUGCGAAGUCAUCGUCGCGCGCAAGUCGCAGGCUAUCUUCUCCAGCGUGCAGCUCGAUUUUGGCAAGCUCGGUAAGGGGGGCAGCGGAGAGGAGGCGGCUGCCUGGAUAGAGCGGGAUGAGGACGGAUGGGAAGGGAAUUCGCCCGUUAUCUUGCGCAUCACGGUUCCCGCGCGUAUGUUGGAUAUAGAUCCGCGGGCGACGAAGGUGCAGGUGUCUCUGCGCUCGACGCCGCGGACUGCCGUGCUUAUGCGCGAGUUGGGACCCCGGCUGGCGCUGUUCGACGCUGAUCUCAUGGGCGAGGAUGUGUAUAUUCUGAAGGAUCCACCUCGUGUUCGCGGGGCGAAGCUACCAUCGGCAAUCCCUGAGCCCUCAACUUUGCCAACCACUGGUACCGACGCGCAAUCCGCGUCAGAACACGCUGCGAAGGAGGUCCCUUCCGUGCGCUUCACCAACGGCAAGAUAUCGCACAUCGGCAUCAAGGUCAACCUCAUCAGCGACGCCGGCAAGGCCGCUCUGCAGGAGGGGGGAGCGGUCACGGGGGAGUUGUCUCCCUGCACUGUGCAGCUCGUGAUUGGUUCUGCAAAGAAGAUCGAGGAGAGCGUGGCAUUCCCGUUCCCUGUGAUUGGGCGCGAUGCAAAGCUGCGGGUGGCGCGGAAGUCCGGAUAUGUGGAGGUCAUCGCCCCCGUCGCGAAAGAGGAUCCUGCGAACGGUGACGGAGGAUAUGACAAGACCCACCGCACGCCGACCGUCCUCACUAAUCGAGCGCUCUACGCGUGGGCAGUCACCUACGUGGAUCUGGACAAGCAGCCUGUGCUCCUCUUGUCCUACAACCAAGCGAUGGUCGACUGGAUCCAGACCAUCAGCUCACCGAUGUUCUCUGGCCGCGAGCUCCUCAUGCAGCGCUCUCACGACCAGACCGAUACCUGGGUCAAUCUGAAGAACAGCAUGGCACACUUUCUCAUGUUCGCUACCGGCGCCGUCGACGGGAAGAAAUGCCCUGCAUUCUCCCUGUGCCGCCGCGGCUCCGAGGAUGGCUUCAACAUCAUCUUCGUCAAUGCCAUCCGCCUCGACCUUCCCGCGCAGAGCGUCGUCCUAGACGUGUGCAUCGUUCCCCUAACGCGCGCGAACAAGAAGAAGCUCUCGUUGAUUCUGACGAAGUUCGACAUCCGAAACAUACUGAUGGACGACGAGGAGAUCAAGGCGUGGAAGGCGCUCCUGCCCUCUGUCGUCGAGCGCUGCCGGACGUGGAAUCAUCUGCCUAGCUGUGCGUACGUGCAAAAGGGCAUCCCUCUCACACUGGAUAUCGACGAAAGCCCGAUCUGCGACUGUGGAUGCGGAAAGAACAUUCCCGAUAGCGAGGUUAUGGGGGCGCAUAGGCAGGCGAAGCCGUACGCGACGCGCGCUGCUAUUGGCCUGUUGUAUGCAGUGCCCUACCUCGAGGAUUCGGGGAAGCAGUUCCAUGCCGCGUAUGCGCGGGCGAGCAACUCGGCAGCAGCAAACAAGUGUGCUGCGUGCGGGAAGGCGCAGGGGACGCUGAUGACGUGUGGAAGGUGCAAGCAGACCAAAUAUUGCUCGAGGGAGUGCCAGACAGGGGACUGGAAGGUGCACAAGAAAAUUUGCAGAGCAUGAGUAGGAAUUUAAGUACAUACGACAGGCUCUGUGCCGCCGCGCGUUACGCAGGUUAGGUCACCCCGAAGUAUCCCGAUGUAUCUUGUAGACGUAGCCUUGUUGCAUAACUCAUCCGACGCGCAUAGUUGCUGUC
Messenger RNA from Schizophyllum commune H4-8, 3753 nucleotides. RefSeq lists its product as uncharacterized. Gene Ontology annotation, biological process: regulation of transcription by RNA polymerase II. Gene Ontology annotation, molecular function: DNA-binding transcription factor activity, RNA polymerase II-specific. Gene Ontology annotation, cellular component: nucleus. Bases 66 to 3620 code for a protein of 1184 amino acids. The transcript is spliced from 3 exons. NCBI's taxonomy places the organism in Eukaryota, Fungi, Basidiomycota, Agaricomycetes, Agaricales, Schizophyllaceae. The record is from RefSeq and is a predicted model, not a curated record.